Gadus morhua (Atlantic cod) is the source of this 962-nucleotide messenger RNA. RefSeq names its product S100 calcium binding protein T (gene s100t). The transcript is spliced from 3 exons. NCBI's taxonomy places the organism in Eukaryota, Metazoa, Chordata, Actinopteri, Gadiformes, Gadidae. The record is from RefSeq and is a predicted model, not a curated record. Gene Ontology annotation, molecular function: transition metal ion binding; calcium ion binding; calcium-dependent protein binding. Bases 108 to 437 code for a protein of 109 amino acids. Gene Ontology annotation, cellular component: cytoplasm.
CGUAUAUAAGGGGCUGUCUGCCUCAUCCCCCUCACCAGUCAUCCUACCCAGGCUUCUUCAUCUUCCAGUGGACCAGAGCGCCUGCACUCCUCCUCACACUCUGCACCAUGUCCGUCAUGAAGACAGGAGAGAACACCUCCACCCUGGAGACGGCCAUGCAGCUGAUGAUCCAGACCUUCCACAAGUACUCCGGUGACGAGGGGGACAAGUACACACUGAGCAGAGCGGAGCUCAAGGAGAUGCUCACCACAGAGCUGGGGAACUAUCUGGGGAAUGCCCAGGACAAGGAGGCGGUGGACAAGGUGAUGGGAGACCUGGACUCCAACGGAGACGGGGAGGUGGACUUCACUGAGUUCAUCAUCCUGGUGGGGGCCCUCACCGUCGCCUGCAACGACUUCUUCCUGGAGUUCAACGAAAAGCAGGAGAAGACGAAGUGAAGCCCUUCCCCACUCCCACACACCCAGCCCCCCCCCUAGCACUCCCCGCCCUGCACUGACACGUGCACGACACACGCGCACACACUCCAAGGAAGACCCACACACAACCUCACACACAAACACACACAGGACUCUGCCGGCGUCAGCUUUACACCUCAUGAGCCCUGCUGCGUGAAGACUCCGCCCCUUCUGGGGAUUCUUAGCACAUGAGCGCAUACACUCGCCUGUCAUUGGUCACUCGUGUCCGGAGUGUUAGGGCAUGUGUGCCACCAUGUGUGACAGCCCCAUCGGUCUUGCAAUUCAAAUUGGUUCUGUUCUGCAGUGCAAAAGUCUAAAUGAUCAGUAUUUGUGACAACAUUAACAUCAGUGCUCAUGAAUAUGUGAUUGUGUGGAUCUCCGUUGAAUCAUUUUGUAGACAUUUGUAAAACAAUACAUUUUGAAGCAUGCUCCUCCUGGUUAGAAUAAAUAUAAUUUGAUGAAACUUGAAGCAUUCACAUUGUGUGCAAUACAUUGUGUUUUAAAUUU